Molecule: messenger RNA, 1329 nt
Organism: Trichosporon asahii var. asahii CBS 2479
Lineage: Eukaryota; Fungi; Basidiomycota; Tremellomycetes; Trichosporonales; Trichosporonaceae
Product: beta-lactamase
Exons: 2
Coding region: 1-1329 (442 amino acids)
Source: RefSeq, a predicted model, not a curated record
AUGACCGCAGCCACGGCCCGUACAACCGCGCCGGCCCUCGGCACGACCGUCCCCGCCAUCAGCAGCACGGCCAAGGGUGACCGCGCCCAGCCCCUCAAAGUCAACCUGCAGAAGAAGGAGAAGCUGAAGGCUGCACUCGACGAAGUGAUGGAGAAAUGGGCGCCGCACCUCCCCGGCGUCGCCUUUGGAAUUACCACAGGCGAGGGGCCGAUCUAUGCUGGAUACGCUGGAGAGCGGGUGUAUGGUGACCCGGAGAGCGGACAGGUGGGGGAGGAUACGACGUACAUGCUGUACAGCAUGAGCAAGCUCAUCACCUCGCUGGCGGUGUUACAGCAAGUCGAGUCCGGCGUGCUGUCCUACGACGACCCCGAGACGAUCGAGAAGUACGCGCCGGAGCUUCUCAAACAGAAGGUACUCGUGUCCUACUCUAACUCUGAACCCGUGUUCGAGGAACGCGAGACUCCACUCACGUUGAGACACCUCGUGACCCACACGUCUGGAUUGGUGUACUGGCCCUUCGACGCAGAACUCAAGGCAUACCUCGAGACCCAGCGCACGCCCGUCAUGUACUCCGCCACUGUGGGGGACCUGGAACAGCCGCUCCGAUUCCAACCCGGGUCCAAGUUCGCCUACGGCCCUGGUCUCGACUGGGCCGGCAUCAUCCUCGAGCGCGCGACGGGCAAGAACCUAGAGCAGCUGUACAGGGAGAAGAUCUUCGACCCCCUGCACAUCUCACCAGACACGACCUUCGAGCACGUGUCCGACAUGCUCGAGCGGUGGCAGAGAACCGUCCAUCGCGACCCCGAGCUGAAGCUGGAGGAUCCGCAGAGGCCGACGUCGGGCGAUCUGAAGCAGAGGAAGGGCGGCGACGGGCUCUGGUCCACUCUGCCCGACUAUCUCGGCAUUUGUGCUGGCGUCUUGGCUUCCGAGAAUCCAGGCGGCAUCAUUAGUCCUCCCUCGCAGGCGCAGCUGUUCCUCGACGCGUUGCCCAAGGCGACAACCCCCGACGGCCUGGAACAGGCGCACCAGGACCUGGCGGGAUUCCUGCACCAUGUCGGCGUCAACGACCUCGGGCCCGAGGACUGCGGACACAGUGUUGCCGCAAUGGUCAUCAGGCGCGAUGCGGAGGGCAAGCGGCGCGCGGGGAGUGCGGCCUGGAUUGGCGCCGCACGGACUGAGUUCUGUAUCGAUCCCAAGGCUGGACUGGCUUUUGUUGCCAUGACACAGAUCGAGAGGCCGGAGGGCGGGCCGUACGACUCCCCCGAGCCGUUUGAUGAGUUCGUGAGGGAGAUGGAGGCGAAGCUGUAUGAGCGUCUCCACCUUGCGUGA